UGAAAAGGAAUCCAAGGAUACAUGGUCUUGGUUUAUCAGAUGUCUUGAGCAUGAAUUGACAGAAACUGAAGGAGAAGGGCUGACAGUAAUAUGUGAUAUGCAGAAGGGUCUUCAUAUAACAAUAACUCAGUUAUUGCCAAAUGCUGAGAUGAGGUGGUGUGCUAGACAUAUCUGGGCCAAUUGGAAGCAAACUUGGCCUGGUGAGAAAAGAAGGAAAAAAUUCUGGCAGUGUGCAAGAGCUACAUUUAAAGUUUACUUUAGCAAGAAGUUGGAUAAAAUGGACUUGCUGGGGGGGGGGGAAGCAGAUAUUGUUCAAUACUUAUUGAAAUACAACAAGGAGACAUGGUGUAGGGCAUACUUUAAAGAACAUAGUAAGUGUGAUGUAGUGGAGAACAACAUGUGUGAGACAUUCAAUAGUUGGAUUUUGGCAUCUAGGUACAAAUCUAUCAUUACUAUGUUAGAGGAAAUUAGAAUCAAGUGUAUGGAGAGGUUGAAUAGCAUAUGAGAGUUUUCUGAAAACUGGGUAGGUGAUAUAUCACCCAUGGCUAUGGAAAUACUUAGAGAGAAUGCUCAAAGGGUAGCCAAAUGUGAAGUCAAAUUUAAUGGUGAAACAGGGUAUGAGAUCCAGGAUGGGCUAUAUAAACAUGUUGUUGACUUUAGGAGGUGUUCCUGUACUUGUAGGUCAUGGCAACUCAAAGGAAUUCCAUGUGUACAUGCAAUUACAACAAUGCAUCAUAAGAACUAUGAGGUUGAUCCAUAUGUUGACCAUUGGUAUAGGAAGGACACCUACCUUAAGGCAUACAACAUAUUCAUUCAACCUUUAACUAGUAUGAAUUUGUGGCCAAAAAACCCACUGCAAGCUAUUGAGCCACCUAUUAUAAAUGCAAUGCCAGGAAGGCCAAAGAAAAAAAGGAGAAAAGAUGCUGAUGAACCAAAGAAGAAGUUUGGGAAGGGUACAAGGAUAGGGAGACAAAUGAGACGUUCUUUAUGUAAGACUCUUGGACAUAACAAGAAAGGAUGUCCAAUUGUUAGAACCCAGGGUGGAAGGGCUGUAACUAGUUUAGUAGGAGGUGAAACUGCUGAAAAUGUAUCAUCAAUAGCAACAGAUGGAAGGGCUAGAACUAAUGAGAAUACAUCAACAGUAGCUGGAAGUGCAGCAACAACAACAACAGCUGGAACUGUGGAAAGUGGCACCUUCACUCAACCAAACACUGAUUCAAGCACACAACAAUCAACUAAUAUUGGUGAAGGUCCAAAAAGGAAGACCAAUUAGCCUAGAAGAGGUGGUGCAAAUGCAAGGUUUAAGAGACCAAAGGUAGCAGGAUAUGGUUUGCCAUUUGGUUCAAGUAGCACUGCGAUACAGAGGUCUGGAACUACUGACAGAGUGGUACACAAUACUUCUACACUCAUAAGUUCUGCCCCUACUAACAUUAAACUUAGGUUCAAACCCCCUGGACUAAAGUGGAAGGGUCAAGUUGCAGUUACACAACGACAGCUGCAAGAACAGAGUUACAGAAGGGCAAACUCUGCUACAACCACUAAAGCCACACCAAAGACACAAUCCACA
Messenger RNA from Nicotiana tabacum (common tobacco), 1567 nucleotides. The record is from RefSeq and is a predicted model, not a curated record. NCBI's taxonomy places the organism in Eukaryota, Viridiplantae, Streptophyta, Magnoliopsida, Solanales, Solanaceae.